Molecule: messenger RNA, 1245 nt
Organism: Colletotrichum tamarilloi
Lineage: Eukaryota; Fungi; Ascomycota; Sordariomycetes; Glomerellales; Glomerellaceae
Product: streptomycin biosynthesis protein StrI
Exons: 2
Coding region: 1-1245 (414 amino acids)
Molecular function (GO): nucleotide binding
Source: RefSeq, a predicted model, not a curated record
AUGAAAGGGGUAGACGACACCGAUUCGCAGAGAUUGACGGCUUCGGCGCGAAGAGCAUUGAGCUCAGCCGUCCAUCGCAAGCCUCGAUUUCUCAUCAUUGGAGCCGGCCGGCGCGGAACCGCCUACGCUUCUGCAGUACGACGAGAGAGGCUGCCAGCCAUCAUUGCGGCGGUUGCAGAACCUUUACAAUCGACACGGAUUUCGUUUGGCAAGAAAUAUGUUUGGGAUGACGGGGCACCACGAGAGGACCAGAGUUUCGACUCGUGGCAGGACUUUCUCGACUAUGAGAGUAAGCGACGGCAAGCCGAAGCUUCUGGAGAGGAAGUCUAUGCGGGUAUUGAUGGUAUCAUUGUCUGCACUCAGGACCAAACACACAAAGAGAUACUGCAAGCCUUUGGACCACUCAAACUUCACGUCUUGAGCGAGAAGCCGAUUGCAACAUCUCUACAGGACUGCCAGGAUAUAUACGUCAGCCUCGGCGGUGCAACACCGGAAACAAUUUUUUCAACCGGUCAUGUUCUACGAUACAGCCCUCACAACAUGCUUUUGAGGAAACUUCUCUUGGAAGACAGGAGCUGUGAUUGGAGUGCCAAGAAACUGUACCUCGAAAAGCUCUAUGACAAGGGAGAACGAGAUUGGCCUAUUUGUGUUGUUGUUCCUGACAUAGAAGAUAUCACUGCUACAUUGGGGACAGAUCAUGGACGUGCCGUCUUGGAAGAGGUUCUCUCUACAGACUACGACGCCUCUACACCAAGGGACAUCAUCGAGUCUAAACAGUGGUAUGGUCGUUGUGUCUGGGAGUCAGAUAAUGAUGUUCUUGACGAUCAAAUUGUCACUCUGACCUGGGAUGACGACUCAGGCGCUGUGGGCAACGAGGAAUUCACCGACCGCGGUCCGAAGACGGCGAUUUUUCAUAUGGCGGCGUUCACCGAAGCCCAGUCCAAGCGGCGAGGCAAGAUCUCGGGCACCCAUGGAGAGAUGCAGUACGACAGUAACGAGAUCCGAGUCUAUACCUUUGAUCGAUUUCGGGACCCGGGAGCAGCCAAAGUCUUCAUCCCGCCAACAGCUUCUGGCGGUCAUGAAGGUGGCGAUGGCGGUCUGAUGAACAACUUCUCUCGGGCUGUGGAGGCUGUCAUUAAUGGUGAGCUCAGCGUGGAGCAGGCCCAAGCGAGACAUGUUGGCUGUACGUUGAAGGAAGCAUUCAUGAGCCAUGCUAUGGUCUCCUUGGCCGGUGAACGUGCUUGA